GUACUUAUGUAGUUACAACCCGGAAGCAGUCAGGUAUACCCGUGUGACGUCAUUUACAAUUUUAAACAUGGCGGAGUCGGAGGAGGAGGUGGACGUCUUGGUCCAGAGAGUUGUCAAAGACAUCACUAAUGCUUUCAAGAGAAACCCCAACAUUGAUGAGAUCGGUGUGAUCCCGUGCCCAGAGGCUCGCUACAACCGCAGUCCUAUCGUCCUAGUAGAGAACAAGCUGGGUGUUGAGAGCUGGUGUGUUAAAUUCCUGCUGCCGUAUGUGCACAACAAGCUGCUGCUGUACCGCCAGCGCAAACACUGGCUGGAAAGGGACGCUUUAGUGGAUAUCACCUGCACUGUGUUGCUCCUUAACCCGGACUUCACCACCGCUUGGAAUGUCAGGAAGGAACUUUUGCAGUGUGGCGUUCUUAACCCAGAGAAGGACCUCUAUUUGGGCAAGCUGGCCCUCACCAAGUUCCCCAAAAGCCCAGAGACAUGGAUACACAGACGCUGGGUCCUGCAGCAGAUCCUACAUCAGUUCUCUGCUGUAGAUGUCAAGCAGCCGCACCAGGGCGAAGCUGAGCAGGCUGACGCUGAGAGGGGUCAGGAGCUCAGCGAACAUCUGGCCCGAACGCUCCACCAAGAGAUGAAGGUGUGCUCUGAAGCUGCCUGCCGCUAUCCCAGCAACUACAACGCCUGGUCUCACCGGAUCUGGGUUCUACAGCACCUGGCCAAGGGUAACGUCAAGGUUUUCCAUGAUGAGCUGUCCUCUAUGCGUCUGUGGGUGUCCAUGCAUGUGUCCGACCACAGUGGCUUCCACUACCGCCAGUUCUUACUCAAAGAGCUGAUAACUGAGCUCUGGCAGGCUCCAGCCGGUACCACCACCGCUUCAUCCCAGCACCAGUCUAGCACAGGUUCAAGUAGCAGUCCCCUCCACCAGAGCCACAGCCAAGCUAACGGAGAGUCGCCAGGAGCUGAGGCAGCUGCUGAGGAGGAGAGGCAGCUCAGCUUCUCCACACUCAUCCAGCUCUUCUAUGCGGAGAUGGAGCUGUGCUCAGACUUGAUCCAGUCCUUUCCUGGCCAUGAGACCCUCUGGAGUCACAGACGAAAUGUCUUCUACCUGUGGCAGAACUUGAGGAGGGAACCCCAUCAGUGCAGCAGCAACGGCGGCGUGGAGUCUGUCCACCUCAGUGACAGUGACCCCGUCCUGCCAGAGGUCGAGGCUCAGAGCGCUGCAGGCCAAAAGGAAGCUGUGAAUGGACAAAGGAAUGAACCUAUGGAGGUGGACGGGGCGUCGUUGCCGCAUCCACGUGACAGCAAGCGGCUGAAGAGAGGCGUCCCGCUUCCUGCCCCCCCUGCACUGCCCUCAGAGUACAGCUUCGUGAACAGCAUCUUGGACCGAUGCACAAACCCUGACCAGAGACGCUUCGCCCUGGCUUACAAGAAGUGGUUAGACACGGUCAUUGGUCAGCAGCCCUGAGAAUCCAGCCACGUCCUGUACACGACGCCUCUAGGUAAAGGUUUAGGGUAACGUCACCACCGGUGCACCAACCACAGAGUCCCAGCCUCACCCUCUCAUUCUUUAGGACCGUCUCCAUUCUCUGAAGCUUCAUCUGAGCCAGCCCCCUUCAGAACGCCAGUCUGCUCUCAGACUCCGGCUCGCUUCGCGUCUACUGCGCGUUCUGCUCUUAUUUCGGGCGUCUCUGUGCCUCAGAUCAGAUUUUCCUUUUUUUCCAUUUGGUAAAUAAACCCAACACUUUCGCAAGAGGGAAAACAGCGUGAAAGAAACCCUGAAUGUGACAAAGCUCACACAGCUGGUCAUAAACACAUGUAUGUAAAUGUUGAACUGGAUUCAUUGUUACACACUACACCGGCCCUUUGACAUUAAGAAUCCUGUGUUCGCCUUGGUAGAUUUUCUUUUUUCAGUUCUACAUCAUCCCUCUUUGGAUGAUUGUGUUGCGAAGGCUAAUUGAAGCACAAUCACUCGUUUCUUUUUCUUUGCGCUUCGUCAGGUUUCCAUCCUGAAGCGUUGGCCUUCGUUAGCGCUGUUUCUCGGCCGUCUGUGGACCUUUGGUUGCUGCUGCUUAGCACUAACUAUGUAGCGCUAGGUGCUAGGUGACUGUAGCUUACAGCGAUGCUAGAGCCCUAAAAGUUAACGUCUGGCUGCAGAAAGGUUGUUUUCUAAGUGCAGUUAGUUGGCCUCAGUUUUAUAUUGUGUCUAUCAGAAUCAGCUGCACGGACACUAGGAUAACAACGUUCUCUGGUGCUAACGCUGCCAUGACUACAACAGGUUCAUCUGUUACAGGUGUGUAGUGUACAACAGGCGCAAACUCAACAGCACUUUGGACUAUUUUCUAAUGACAGUAGUUGUUGCUGAAUGACAAUAUGACACCUGUUUUUGAAAUAUUAGCCGUCAUACAGACAAUUUAAAAUGUCCAUGCUCGCGUGUCCUACCAAACGUUUGUUUCAUCGUUCUUCCAUGAGACUCUGUCCAUGUUCAUGAAAUAAAUUCCCAACCACUACAGCACAAGAUAUUUGAAGUAGAGCCCUUUGUAUUUUUAAUAACGACUUACUACAGCUGCAGCAGAGCAGGUACUAUUUAUUUCAGAACUAGGUUUGCCUCUUUCCAUUGAGUCAUGACUUAGUUGAGCCGAGGUCUCAUCACCUUGUUAUAGCGUUAAUAGGUCAAAAUGAGUAGCUCUGCUUUAGUUGGUGUCGUGUGGAGGAUGGAGGCCUUUGCCUUUAUCUACACGUUCUCAUCUAUACUUUAAUCUACCAAAUCUGCUCAUCUCAUACACACGAUGGGCUGCAGUCCGGAGGGAAGGAAGGUUGUUGUUACUAUCUGGGAGCCUGCAUCGGUUUGUGCAGCCUGUGUGCAGUGAGUACAGGCUGGCUAGCUCCAGUCGUACUGUGCUUCCUCGUUUUCUACUGGAACCUAAAGCGUUGUAUAGAAGAGUUACAAGAUGCUUUACCGCCUCUGAUCACUGUGUACAUGAACGUAGAUAAUCUUGAAACUAAUAUUUUGAGCCAUUCUUUAGGUUUUUUCGUUGAUGAGGUGCAUAUCACACUUUAACAUCCUUGAAGACCUAGAACACAGAACUUUUAAUACAAGACUAUCUAUGCAGAAAUGUUUUUAAAGGUUCAACAAGCUUUUAAAAAUGUAGCUUCUCCUGUUAAUUUAUUCUUUAUUCUACUUGACUUCAUGGGGGCCUGCAGUAUGUCCUCAAUAAAUAAUCCUACCAUCUUGUAAUUUUUAUUUAUUUAUAGAGGUAAAGUAUUUUAUGGUCACUUUCAGUGUUUUGUCAUCUGCUUCCAAGAUAAUAAAGCUCAUCUGGGAUAAAG
Molecule: messenger RNA, 3330 nt
Organism: Betta splendens (Siamese fighting fish)
Lineage: Eukaryota; Metazoa; Chordata; Actinopteri; Anabantiformes; Osphronemidae
Gene: ptar1
Product: protein prenyltransferase alpha subunit repeat containing 1
Exons: 7
Coding region: 68-1468 (466 amino acids)
Biological process (GO): protein prenylation
Cellular component (GO): cytoplasm
Molecular function (GO): protein prenyltransferase activity
Source: RefSeq, a predicted model, not a curated record